ACCUCAUUCCCUGAAAAUGUACACCCAUGCAAAGUCCUUCUCUACCCCCUUCUUGGUCAGGAGCACUACUCAGCUGUUGAGCGGAUCACUGUCUGCAGUGGUGCUAAAACCACCAGAGACACUGACAGAUAAGAGCCUCAGCAGCUUGGCAACCCCAUGUCCCCUGAUCUCAUUUACUCCUAGCUACAGCUUCCAAACCAGUGCCAUUUCAAGGGACAUUGAUAUAGCAGCCAAGUUCACAGGGGCUGGGUCUGCCUUGGUAAUAGUGGCUGGUUCUGUGACUGUGACUGUGACUGUGACCGUGUUUGGAAUCCUCAUCAUUGGUUAUGCCAGGAAUCUUUCUCUGAAGCAACAGCUCUUCUCCUAUGCCAUUCUGGGCUUUACUCUUUCGGAGGUCAUGGGGCUCUUUUGCCUGAUGGUGGCCUUUCUCAUCCUCUUUGCCAUGUGAAGGAGCUUUCUCCACCUCCCAUAGGUCUUUUUCCCAUGUCUUG
This is a messenger RNA of Herpailurus yagouaroundi (jaguarundi), 491 nucleotides long. RefSeq names its product ATP synthase F(0) complex subunit C2, mitochondrial-like. The transcript has a single exon. Bases 17 to 448 code for a protein of 143 amino acids. Lineage: Eukaryota; Metazoa; Chordata; Mammalia; Carnivora; Felidae. Gene Ontology annotation, biological process: proton motive force-driven ATP synthesis. Gene Ontology annotation, molecular function: proton transmembrane transporter activity. The record is from RefSeq and is a predicted model, not a curated record.